Messenger RNA from Medicago truncatula (barrel medic), 1289 nucleotides. RefSeq names its product protein SRG1. The coding region runs from base 55 to 1116 and encodes 353 amino acids. The transcript has 4 exons. The record is from RefSeq and is a predicted model, not a curated record. Lineage: Eukaryota; Viridiplantae; Streptophyta; Magnoliopsida; Fabales; Fabaceae.
UAUACCCAUUCUUCACUCUUCAAAUCAAAUCCAAACACAAAUCGUCUCAUAAAAAUGGAUGGUUCUUCCGUUGUCCUGGCGCCUUCAGUCCAAGAGUUGGAAAAACAAGGAAUUACAAAAGUUCCAAAACAAUAUCUUCAACCAAAUCAAGACUCUAUUCUUGUAUCUAACACAACAUCGUUACCGCAACUCCCAGUUAUCGACCUUAGUAAACUGUUAUGUGAAGAUGCAAUUGAGCUAGAGAAUCUAGACCAUGCUUGUAAGGAUUGGGGUUUCUUCCAGCUAAUUAAUCAUGGAGUCAACCCUUUAUUGGUAGAAAAUAUUAAAAUUGGUGUUCAAAAAUUCUUCAACCUUCCAAUAGAAGAGAAAAAGAAGUUUUGGCAAACAACUGAAGAAAUGCAAGGGUUUGGACAAGUUUAUGUUGCAUUAGAGGAAGAAAAGCUAAGAUGGGGAGAUAUGUUCUUCAUCAAAACUUUCCCAUUGCACACAAGGCAUCCCCAUCUAAUUCCUUGUAUCCCACAACCAUUCAGAGAUAAUCUAGAGAGCUAUUCUCUAGAAGUGAAUAAACUAUGUGUGACACUCAUUGAAUUUAUGUCAAAAGCAUUAAAGAUCAAACCAAAUGAAUUGCUAGAUAUAUUUGAAGAGGGAAGCCAAGCAAUGAGAAUGAAUUAUUACCCUCCUUGUCCUCAACCAGAUCAAGUCAUUGGACUGAAUCCUCAUUCUGAUGCUGGUACCCUUACCAUCCUUCUCCAAGUCAAUGAAAUGGAAGGACUUCAAAUAAAAAAGGAUGGAAUUUGGAUUCCAAUCCGUCCUCUCUCUGAUGCUUUUGUUGUUAAUGUUGGAGAUAUCUUGGAGGUACAAACCAAUGGAAUUUACCGAAGCAUUGAACAUCGAGCAACAGUGAAUUCAGAGAAGGAGAGAAUCUCUGUUGCAGCAUUUCACGCUCCUCAUAUGGGAGGAUAUAUAGGUCCAACACCCAGCCUUGUUACUCCUCAAAGUCCUGCAUUAUUCAAAACUAUGCCUACUGCAGAUUUCCUCAAUGGAUACAUUGCAAGUAGGAUAAAGGGGAAAUCGUACUUGGAUGUUGUUAGGAUAAAAAACGAGAUUCAUGAAUAAUUUCAAUUCAUACUUCAUAGUUUUACCGAUCCUUUUAUAUCCUAUCCUACAUGAAAUAAGAGGAGUUAGGCUUUGAUCCUAUAUAUAAAAUAUGAAAUAUCAAGUGAACAGCAUGUAACACUCUAUUUCUAUUCAAGUGAUAAAACACACGAAUAAAACAUAUAUUUAAGAAA